AAUAAGUAUCAUUUUUUAUAUAUAAAAAAAACACCCAACAAUUGAGAUGGAUUAGCCACCGGGAAAUGGUGAAGGGGAUAGAGGAAGGGUAGGUUUGUUGUGGAGUCGGCUGGGUUAAUAAAUGGAUAAUAGAUUCAUAGCAGAAGAUAGAUGGAAAGAUUGAAGAGAAAGGUCAGAAGGGUUGGUGAGGAGGAGCCUUAUUUAUCCCUCCCUCCCUGUCUUCCGCUUCCUGCCUGCAGCAGCUGUUAAUAGUGCAGAGCUGUAGCUGCUGCAAAAUUGCAACGUGGAAGGGACGACUCUACUGCUUCAAUCUUUCUUUCGCCAAUACGCGGACUCAACUCCUCCUCCAUCUAUCUAUCUAUCUAUCGUGCAUAGCUGUAUAAUUUCUACUUCGUAUUGUAACUUAAAUUAUCGAGUUGAUGCAUUUUCUUCAUUACGAUGGAUAAAUUCCACUAGUCCUGAGAAACCAAUCAAUAACGACCGUCGCCACACCUUGAUCAAUAUGCAGAGCGUUCACUUUACAUUUUUUUCAUUGCCUCGUGACGACUUGUGAACUGUUGGAUUUAUGGUGUAAAAAUCUCCGAGUUUACUGAUACCAUAUACACAAGAGGUGACAUGAGACAAAGAGGGACUUACGGAAAAAAAACAAAGAAGAACAUUGUACGAGAAUAGAACGAAAUUAGGAAGAUUUAAGAAGAGAGCAAAACAUAAAUAAACGAAGAGGAUCAAGAGAAAAACAACGAUUAGAAGCAGAUGAUAUAUUUAUUCUUUGAUAUUCAACAUAAAUUAGCCAAUAAGCGGGAAAAAUAAAUAUAAACUCCGCCUCUUAACUGUAAUCGACCUAAACAUACAAAAUUCUAACAUAAACUCUGCCUCAUAACUCUAAUCGACCUACCACAUAACAAACUCUACACCGCUCGAUUUCAUAGAACAACGAAUACUCUCAUGUUUGCUUUCGUCCUUGUUGACAUAGUUACACACGUAUCUUUUGCUUCUCUAUGGUGUCAAACCCACCCAGAGUAGUCCCCACUAGUACACAAUACAUACUUGGUCGUGCCUCUCAUGUUCUCAUUCCCAUUUGACCUAGUCCUCCUCUUCCUUUUCCUUCCCAACCUUCCUCCCAAAUGUCAAGAACCAGUUGCUCCCAAUAACUCGAGUUUUUGGAAAAAGGUUCGGCUGGAUCUUAUACCACUCUCUAACACGGUCCCUCAAACGAAAGUCAACUUAUGGGCUUGAAGUUUGCACAGGCCCACCAUACCUUGUGCAUCAAUAAACUGUUAAUAUUGGGGGGCGUGGAGAUUCGAACACAUUACCUUUCGGUUCUAGGCUCUGAUACAAUAUCAAGAACCAGUUGGUCCCCAAUAACUCGAAUUUUUUAGAGAGGUUCAAUCGUGGAUCAUAUACCACAACACUAACACCAACACCCCAAAUUUCAUCCCUCUAAUUUCUGAUUAAUUAGCUACACUUGCCCAAGAAGAAAAUAAUCCCCAAAUCAUUACCCAAAAUUGAUAAUAAUAAAAAUUAAUAAUAAUAAUAAUAAUAAGCUGGAGCCGCGCUUCCAACUAGAAAAACCUAAUUAUUAUUAUUAAACAUUUUUAUUUAUUUAUAAAACCAGGCCUCAAGCCCUCAACAUGGUGGACGGAAAACAUGGGCAGGCAGACUGUCUUCUCUCUCCUCUCCCUCUUUCAAAUUUCCUUCCACCACUUCAUCAUCUGACUCCCCAAUCAAAUCAAAUAAUAUACUCCAUUUCUUUCCCUACCUUCCGCCACCGCCGCCCCGCACCAAUGCGCCACCGCCUAAUGUCUCCCCGCUCCAUCUCCUCCCUCUUCUUCCUCUGCCUCCUCCUCCUCUCCGCCGCCUCCGCAGCCGACGAUGAAGACUCCGACGCCGUCCGCAUCCCGCGUUCCAUGCGAUUCGAAAACCCCCGCCUCCGCCAGGCCUACAUUGCCCUCCAAUCAUGGAAGCACGCCAUCUACUCCGACCCCUUCAACUUCACCGCCAACUGGACCGGCCCCGCCGUCUGCUCCUACUCCGGCGUCUUCUGCGCCCCUUCCCUGACCAGCCCCAAACUCCGCGUCGUCGCCGGCAUCGACCUCAACCACGCCGACAUCGCCGGAUACCUCCCCACCGAGCUCGGCCUCCUCACAGAUCUGGCACUCUUCCACAUAAAUUCAAAUCGCUUCUGCGGCAUUGUCCCCAAAUCGUUCCGCAAGCUCAAGCUCCUCCACGAGUUUGACAUCAGCAACAAUCGCUUCGUCGGCGCGUUCCCCACCGUCGUCAUCUCGCUGCCGUCGCUGAAAUACCUGGAUCUGAGAUUCAACGAUUUCGAAGGCUCUGUUCCUUCCGAGCUCUUCGACAAGCCGCUCGAUGCUCUGUUUUUGAAUGACAAUCGGUUCCGAUUCGGGAUCCCGAAGAAUCUAGGGAACUCGCCGGUUUCGGUGCUGGUGUUUGCUAACAACAAUCUCGGCGGUUGUAUCCCGGGGAGUAUCGGAAAAAUGGGGAAGACGUUGAAUGAGAUUAUUCUGAUGAAUGAUAAUCUUACCGGUUGUUUGCCUGCAGAGAUUGGGAUGUUGAAGGAGGUCACGGUGUUUGAUGUGAGCUUCAAUCAUCUUCAAGGCUCGCUGCCUUCGAGUAUUGGGAAUAUGAAGAAGGUGCAGCAGCUCAAUGUGGCGCAUAAUCAGUUCACUGGAGUUAUUCCGGCGAGUAUUUGCUCGUUGCCCAAUCUGCAGAACUUUACUUACUCGUUCAAUUACUUCUCCGGCGAGGCACCCAGCUGUGCGGCGGUUAGACGCGGCGUGGCGGUUAAUGGGACGAGUAAUUGUAUUGCUGGGAAGGCGAAUCAGAGAUCUGGUAGGGAGUGUUCGUCAGGAGCUGCUCGUCCGGUUGAUUGUAGCAAGUUUCAGUGCGGCGGCGGCGGCGGAGGCGGUAGUGGAGGAAGUGGGAGCGGCAGCGGCAGCGGGGGUCGUAGACGGCCGCCGGUUAAUGUUCCGUCGACGCCCAAGCCCGCGCCGCCGAAGCAGCCGAUCGUUGGUGGAUCUCCACCGCCUCCAAAGUCUAGGUCGUCGCCUUCUUCUAGAUCACGGUCUCCUCCGCCACCGACGAGAUCUUUCCAUUCACCUCCGUCUCCACCGCCGCCUUCUUCGCGAGUUUCACCGGUGACUCAUCUUCCACCGCCGCCUCCUCCCACGCAACAGACAGCACCGCCUCCUACAGAAAAAGUGUCGCCAGGGACACGUCACGCGCCUCCGCCGCCAUCUCCUCCUCCUCCAUCACCACCGCCGCCAGUUUACUCUCCACCUCCGCCGCCACCUUCUCCCCCACCCCCACCACCGCCAGUUUACUCUCCACCCCCGCCGCCGCCUUCUCCACCUCCCCCUCCACCUCCAGUUUACUCUUCUCCCCCGCCGCCGCCGCCUUCACCUCCACCUCCGCCACCUGUUUACUCGCCGCCGCCGCCGCCAGUUUCCUCGUCACCACCUCCGCCACCAGUUUACUCCUCACCACCACCACCACCGGUUGAGUACCACUCGCCUCCUUACUACCAACAGUCAUCUCCACCACCACCGCCGCCUACUUACAAGCAAUCACCGCCACCACCAACGGGUGAGCAUCACGCGCCUCCUUAUCACCCGAGCUCUCCACCACCACCGAACCACGCGCCCGCUCCAGUCCCAUGCACAACUCCACCGCCACCACCGCCAGCGAAGCCCGGAUGUGAGCUCCCGCCGCCAGCGCCAACAAUGUCGCCGCCGCCACAUACGCCCAGCUACCACUCGCCGCAAUCUCCGCCGCCUCCACAUCACCAAAGUCCUCCACCACGUUACACGUAUUCGUCUCCUCCCCCUCCUCCCCACUCACCGCCGCCGCCAGCAGCUGAGAACGUGCCUCUGCCGCCGGUGAUAGGUGUAUCGUACGCUUCGCCGCCGCCGCCAUCGAUUCCGUACUACUAAGUUCGUCGUCCGUGGCGACAUUGAAAGGCAUUUGUAUAACAGAAUUGAUUAAAAAACGGAGAUUUGUCCUUUUCGGCUUUUCCUUAAUUUCUCUUUGGUUUGUUAUAUUGCGUCGACCGUCGAGGAAAAAUACUACAUUUAAUUCUUUUUUUUUUCUUUUAUCCAACUCCUUUAUCGUUAAUUUAAAUUUUGCACCGAAAAUUUUAAUCCAAGAGGUUCGGUUUGUUCAAUGUUCAUGAACUGAUUGGGUUGGGUUUAUGGUGUAACAAAAACAAUAACAGCUGGUUAUUACUUAUUUUCACAGCCUUUGAAACUUGAGGGACAAUGACAUAAAUAUUGUUUUUUUUU
Messenger RNA from Linum trigynum, 4298 nucleotides. The record is from the annotation of a GenBank genome assembly. NCBI's taxonomy places the organism in Eukaryota, Viridiplantae, Streptophyta, Magnoliopsida, Malpighiales, Linaceae.